UAAGCUGAACAAAGGCAACAACACCAACCACAAGCAAUACAUACAUUAAUAAACUGCAUAUUUGUUAGUUUGUAUGUGUAUUCUAUCUACAAUACUCAGUAUUGUAAAUAACAACAACAGGGAAAGACUCAAAGCAAAAUAAUUUUGUCUCAAUCAUCAAGAGCACAAGAGCGAAAAACGACUGCAAAUUACUUGGAUUUUUAGUGCACAAAGAGUCGUUGUUGUGAACGUAUCGGGGUUGUGUUGAUGUUUUUAAAUUUUUGUGCCGGUUUGUAGGGUGAGUUUGUGUGUGUGUGUUAUAAAAACAGUAUUUAUUUAAAGUAGAAUACACAAACCCAAAAAAUGGUAAACAUUUCCAAAUAUGAGAUUUGGGAUUAUUUCGAUAAUAUUGUUGAAGAGGGCAUAGCUGUGUGUAAGCUAUGCAAGCAGCGUUUAAAAAAUGAACGCAGUUGGCUUUUGAGAAGACACUUGAAGGAUCUGCACAAUGCCAAAAGUGAAAUAUGGAAUUAUUUUGAUAAUAUUGUUGGUGAGGGAGUGGCAAUGUGCAAAAAGUGUAAGCAACGUGUACAGAACAAUCGCAGUUCUAAUUUAACACAGCACAUGAAAUCAGCUCAUAACAUAGUGAUUAGCGAUAUCAUUGAAGUGUCUAAAAGGUCUAAAACAAGAGCUAGUCGCCCAAGAGGAAAGAGUACAGCAGCUGUCUAUAUUAGCGAUGAGGAAUCGAAAGAAGCAACAGGUCAAGUAUCUCCUGACAUAGAGGAGGCUCUUCCGAAAGCAAUUCUUAUACCUAAGGCAAGUGUUUCACCUACUCCAGUGGUAAGUGUUGCACCAAGGAGAAGUAUUACACCCAGUCAUUUGGCCAGUACAAGUGUAACACCCUCCCCUACCACGAGUGUUAACCAUACUACAAUAAAUAACUAUGAGCUUAUGCCUAAGUUAACGCCUAUAAUAUUUCCCAACAAGCCAAACACUUUGAUCGCAUCCAAACGUAUAGCUACCGAUGAAAACUCAUUCAGUGCUAAGCGAUCAAAAAAACUUUUGACUAUUGACAUGAAUGAGAAAACUCUAAUGUCGGCUAUAUGGGGUCUUUUAACUGAAGAUGGUGUUUCGCCCACACUAUUUGGUUCGAAAAACAUGCAGGCUCUAAUACAGCCCAUUUGUCAAGCCCUACUCGAACAGGAGGGUAAAGAAAUUAAGAUAGAUGAAGCUGAAAGUGAAAAACUUGUAUGUUUAGUUGCCAAUCAUGUACGCAAUAGGUUUUCCAAUGAAUUUGAAUCUCGUUUGCUAUCUUUAAAAAUUGAUAUGGAUCUCAAUGGGCCGGAAAAUACUUUUUGUGUCAGUACCUCGUUUGUGGAUUGUGGUCAGUUACAAACACGCCUACUGGGCAUAAUAGAUCUUAAGGAUGAUUCACAUUUAAAUGAACAGCAUAUUAAGCAAGUUUUACAUAAAUUUAAUAUUGACUCAAAUCAAGUUAUAAGCAUUUGUUGGGACAAUUCCAAAGCCAAUUAUAAUAAGCUGGUGAAAAAUUCUGAAUAUUUGAAGGAAAUAGCUGAGUUUGAGCAAUAUCCAGAUGUACAAUUUUGCGAUAUUAAGCUUGAGCCUUAUGUUGGAGAUAUAGCCCAACUGUGUAUGUUGGAUAUUUUAAAAAACUCCUCUAUAUUGGAAAAGUUUUUGGAGUGUCGCAAUUUCGUUAAGUAUCUUAACAACACAGCAAAUGGAUGUUAUGAGAUUUUUGAAGAAAAUGAUUUAAAAAUACCUGAAUUGGAUUCUCCCUGGAAAUGGGGUUCUACUUACGAAAUGAUAAAUAAUUUACACCUAGCCCGUAAUGUUCUAUGCCAGUUAAAAUAUCCAAAAUUUGAACAUCCCGAAGAUCAGUUUAAUGUGAACGAUCAAUUGUGGCUUUUUAUAAAGGGCUUCUGUGAAUCGUUGCACUUAAUGCAAAAAUCUAUAAUUAAAUUUAACACUGUGGACAUGCACUUUGGCGACUUCUAUGCUCAAUGGUUGAAGACCAAACUGUUGACCGCAAAUCUAGCAUCGGCCAAUGGUAACUUUGAAAAUGCUUACACAACAGCUCUUUCAACACAACUGUUGAACAUUAUUGAGGCAAGAACGAAAGAACUCUUGGAUAAAGAUUGUUUCGAUGCUUGCUUGUAUUUGGAUCCACGUUUUCAUCACACCUUAGGUGAUGAAAAGAAAGCAAAAGCAUUGAACUAUUUGAAAGAAAUAUGGAGUCGUUCUAAUGUCUAUAAAGUUGAUGUUAUAAAUGCUGCUAUGGAGGAUAACGUUGCGACCAAGGGAUUAAUUGACGACGAAGACGUCUUUCUCAAUGAAUUCUUAAGUCAUGAUGCACCAAAACAUGAUAUUAAAACUACUGAUAUUCACAAGGAAAUCGAGGGUCUGAAAUUGCCAUUUAAAUCAGUGGAUACGAAUAUUUUAGCCUAUUGGAAUAAGCUGAAAUUAAGGAAUCCUGAUAUGUAUGCCUUAAGUGCAAUUUGUUUUGCCAUACCAGCUACACAGAACUAUAAUGAACAACGUUAUGCACAUAUUUAUAAAACUCAAAAUAUUGAAAGUUUAUCAACAUUUACCAGAGAUAAUAUUAUAAGUAUUCGCUUAAAUCACCAUUUACUGAAAGGUACUCUUGAAAAAUUCGGAAUAUAUGAUGAAAUAAUAUCAUGCGAAGAUGAACAAUCGGAUGAUGUUCAAAUAGUCGAGUGUAAUGAAGAGUCCAACACAAGUUUUUAUUAGCAGUAAAAUAAAUACUAUUUCAAAAACCUAAUACAUACUAAUUCAAAACUACAUAAGAAUUUAAAAAUUGAAUUAAUUCACUUAUUUAACUAAACUUUAUUUUUAUUUACUUGUUUAUAAAAUGAGUUUAUAAAUAUUUUUUUAUGUUUCAAAUAAAUUUCAUUAUUUCUAUAA
Lucilia cuprina (Australian sheep blowfly) is the source of this 2919-nucleotide messenger RNA. RefSeq lists its product as uncharacterized. The coding region runs from base 343 to 2745 and encodes 800 amino acids. Gene Ontology annotation, molecular function: DNA binding. NCBI's taxonomy places the organism in Eukaryota, Metazoa, Arthropoda, Insecta, Diptera, Calliphoridae. The transcript has 2 exons. The record is from RefSeq and is a predicted model, not a curated record.